UUUUCCGUCUAGAAGCGUGGUUCGUGGUGUUGUGUCCCUUGUGAUAAACCGAUCCAGUAAAUAAACCCGGUUUCCAUUUCCGUAGAGUGCGUGCGGCUCCGUUUCAAUGGGAGCUCCGGUCCAAGGUAGAGGCAACAAACGCGGUAACUUCGGCCCGAAAUCAGGUGGACGCGGCGGCAAGGGACGACAAGGGCGUGCUCCUUUGAAUGGUCAUCCGCCAUUGCCGCCAAUGAGACCGAUGCGAGGAGGAAUGCGCCCUCCCAUGCCGCCCCCGAUGAGAGGUGGCCGGCCACCGAUGAGAGGCAGGCCGAUGAGAGGUCCGCCGGGCCCCAUGAUGGGUCCCAGAGGUCCACCGCCGCCGGGCAUGUUCGGGCCUCCGGGAAUGCGUCCCCCGCCGCCCGGGAUGAGGCCGCCACCGCCGCCACACAUGAUGGGACGUCCACCUAUGCCGCCCCCGCUGCGAGGUGGAUUCAGAGGGAAACCCAGAUUCCCUCCAAACGGCUUCAGAGGCGUGAAUCCCAAAAGUAAGAUGAUAAACAAGAAGAGAGUACAACGACCCAAACAAAAGGCGGCAGACUUGACCAAGGAAUUCGUAACGCAAGCCAUUAAAGACGAGUUCGCGAAGAAAGACGAAUUGCUGGCCAAAGCCAAGGCAUCGCAGGACAAAAAUGACUGGGCUGCAUUCAGAGAGCAAAGGGAGAAGUGCAACCAAAUGUACCAUUCAGCAGAAAUGGACUUCGUUGGGCAGCAGGAGGGCUCUUCAACCCAUCCAGAUGACCCUUAUGAUGGUGAUUCAUAUUGCAGCGAUGAAGAAUAUGAGGAAGACUGUGAUUAUGAGGAGGAGAAUGAAUAUCCUUACGAGGAGGAGUACGAAUAUCCUUAUGAGGAUGAAGAGUAUGAUCCUGAGCAAACAUAUUCCUGUGAUACGUGCGAAAGAAUAUUUUCUAACAGAGCACAGCAUGAGCAGCACAUGUCAGAACACAAGACUUGUGGACUGGACGGGUGCACGUUUACAGCUCACGAAAAAAUCAUAGAGAAACAUGUCCUGAUGCAACAUGCAACGGGAUUGUACGACAAGAUUAGGAAUAUUAAUACGCCCGAGGACAUACAGAAAUGGAUUGCAGAGAGGAAAAGGAGGUAUCCCAAUAAAGAAAACAUUGAAAAGAGGUACAAGGAGCAAGAAGAGAAAAUUAAGAGGGGCGAGAGAAUUGAAAAGAAGAACAACAGAUUCGGAAAAGAUAAAUAUCGAUUAUCAAAAGUCAAUGCAAAGGGUCCAAAAACUACUCAACCUCAACCUCCAACGCACAAAAAGAAAAGCCAACCAAAGAAACCGAAGAAGUCGUCACUGAUUGAUGAAAAGUGUGACUGGAAUGGUACCAUGUUUCCGUUUAAGGGCACAUCAGAAUUAUACUGCGAGGUUGAGAUGAAAGAGGAGAGUGACUAUGACGAUGAUGAGUGGGAUAAUGCGGCCCCAACAAAAACUAAUACAACUAUCAAAUUGAAUAAUGCCUUAGGUGCUUUAAUGGGUGCGUAUAUGUCGGAUGAUGAAGAAAUGGAGGAGGAAGCACCAAAGCCAGAACCAAUAGUUAAAACAGUACCAGUUCCUGUGAACGUAGUACCUGUAAAAGAAGAGACUGAACUAGACGAAGAUGAUGGUCCUCCUUUGGAAGUAAAAAUUCAAAAGGAGGAUCACCAAGAACACAUUCCUGAAAAACCGACAGCUACCACUGAAACAGCCACAACUUCAAACAAAACUUCCAAACGGACGAAAAAUAGGAAACGGGUGGAGACUCGGAAAGAAAAUCGUAGAAACAGGAAUACUGGCAAGUCGAAUACGGGGGAGAAGAAUGAAGGAAAGUUUCCAUAUGAUAAUUUUAAGAAAAGGCCAGUUACUCUGUUGGAGAAAUUACUAGAAAGUGAAAUUAGGCAUGAAAGAAAUGUUUUGUUACAAUGUGUUAGAUAUGUCGUGUCCAAUAAUUUUUUUAUGGAUUCUAAGUCUUGAUUUUUAUGAGUUUAUUCAAUAAAUAAUUGUAAAACGA
This is a messenger RNA of Aethina tumida (small hive beetle), 2039 nucleotides long. Its product is annotated as nuclear fragile X mental retardation-interacting protein 1-like. Gene Ontology annotation, biological process: box C/D snoRNP assembly. The record is from RefSeq and is a predicted model, not a curated record. Gene Ontology annotation, cellular component: nucleus. The coding region runs from base 107 to 2002 and encodes 631 amino acids. The transcript is spliced from 3 exons. Gene Ontology annotation, molecular function: RNA binding. NCBI's taxonomy places the organism in Eukaryota, Metazoa, Arthropoda, Insecta, Coleoptera, Nitidulidae.